This is a messenger RNA of Notolabrus celidotus (New Zealand spotty), 2469 nucleotides long. RefSeq names its product UPF3A regulator of nonsense mediated mRNA decay (gene upf3a). Gene Ontology annotation, molecular function: telomeric repeat DNA binding. Gene Ontology annotation, cellular component: cytoplasm; nucleolus. Lineage: Eukaryota; Metazoa; Chordata; Actinopteri; Labriformes; Labridae. The record is from RefSeq and is a predicted model, not a curated record. Gene Ontology annotation, biological process: positive regulation of translation; nuclear-transcribed mRNA catabolic process, nonsense-mediated decay. The coding region runs from base 51 to 1448 and encodes 465 amino acids. The transcript is spliced from 10 exons.
UCUCGCGAGAACCCAACGACUUCACACGGGCGAGAGGGAGAUGGGGAGAAAUGAGGUCUGAAAAGGACCAAACGACAGCGGGCAAGGAGAAAAGCGUCGUCGAGAUACAGUUCAGAGACCUUCAAAGGGACCAGGAAAACAUCCCCGGUAACCUCAAGCUGAAAGAAGAGAAGAAAGAGGUUUUUACGAAGGUGGUGAUUCGAAGGCUUCCGCCCAACCUGUCAAAGGACCUGCUUGAAGAACAGCUCAGCCCUCUUCCAUCUUACGACUAUUUUGAGUUCUUUCCUGCUGAUCAAAGUCUCUAUCCACAUCUCUUCUGCAGAGCUUACAUCAAUUUUAAAAACCCUGAAGACAUCCUGCUGUUUAGGGACCGGUUUGAUGGUUAUGUCUUCAUCGAUAACAAGGGCCAGGAGUAUCCUGCCGUGGUGGAGUUUGCCCCCUUUCAGAAAAUUUCUAAGAAGAAGCUGAAGAAGAAAGAUGCAAAAGCAGGGAGCAUCGAAGAAGACCCAGAGUACAGGAGGUUCCUGGAGAAUUACUCCUGUGAUGAAGAGAAGUCUAUGGCCAACCCAGAAACUCUGCUGGGAGAGAUUGAGGCCAAGACCAGAGAGCUCAUAGCCAAACGGACAACACCGCUGUUGGAGUACAUCAAAAAUAAGAAGAUUGAGAAACAGAGAAUAAGAGAGGAGAAGAGAGAGGAGCGGCGAAGAAGGGAGCUUGAGAAGAAACGACAGAGAGAAGAGGAAAAGAGAAAGCGAAGAGAGGAGGAGAGGCGCAAACGGAAGGAGGCAGAGAAGCAGAAGAAGUUGUCUGACAAAGAUAUCAAAAUAAAGCUCCUGAAGAAGAGUGACAGGGACGAUGACGUGGAUUCAGACCGGAUGAAGGACAAAAGUGACAUCGGGGAGACAGACAGAGGAAAGUGGGAGAAAUCUGGGGGACAAAUGAAGUCAAAGGACCAAAAAGAAAAAGGGCAGCCAGAGAGCGACAAGGAGCAGAGAGAGCAGCAUGGUCGCAGACAGAGAGACAAGGAUCACCGUGGAAAAGACGAGGAGAGGAAGCGACAGCGACACCACUAUGAGUUUGACAAGUUCAUGCGACGCAAAGAUGAAACUAAAUGGGGGAAAGGCUACUGCCAGGACAGGGCUAAGAAAGAGGGACACCAUCAUGGAUACUCAUACUGUCCUGACAGUGGAGAUAAACUUGGAAAGGAGGAUAGGGACGACAACAGGAAGGAACGCCUCCGAAACAAGGUGAGCGAGAAGGACCGUCCGGCCAUGCAGCUCUACCAGCCGGGCGCUCGCAACAGAAAGCGCAUGAGCUCAGCAGGAAAAGGCUACGACUGCAUUCCUGUGGGCCACUCACCAGAACCGGGGCCCGAGCAUUGUUUUGAUGUUGUGACUAUGGCGACAGGGUUGGAGAAGGGGUUCGAGAAAGGCAAAGAUGAACAGUGAGCAUCCUGGACUUUGGUGUGAUUUACAAAUAACUUAUAGAAGUUUAUGGUGGCAGGUUUGAGUGGUUAUCUACCAACUUUUAAAAACAAAUCUCUACUGAGGGAGAAAAACACUUCAAAACACUCUUUUUUUAUGGGUUUUAGGGGAAGUUCAAUUCAGAGCUUUGAAUGUCAGUGAACAAUGUUGUUUUUGCAGGAGCAUGAAUAUAGCACACAAUAGAUUCUUUAAGUUUUAGUGUGUUUAGCAAUAUUCAAGAUGAGUAUCAUGUUACAUCCUUGAAAUGAACUAACCAAGUAGUUACCUGAGAGACAGCUCCACUGUAUUUCUCAUGGUAAUAUGUUAUAUUUGAUGAUCUGUUUUGAUUACAUCAAACCUUUAUCAUGUGAUAAAGUUCAGUAUAAUUCCUCUUACUUAAUGUGUUUUGGAGUUUAUCCCUGUAAGAGAUAGCUUGUUCUUCGUAUCCAUCAAAUGACCCUCUUACUAAGCCUCUUUGUGGACUCUGAAACUCGAUGUUUGUAAUAAUUUCAUAGAUUUUAUGAAGAUGAAAAUAUAUGGUAAGUGUAACUUACAAACAAUGGAUGUAGAACCUGAAACAGGGGUGUGUAUUUUUGUGUAUAAAGGUGAGAGAAGGAACGGGGUGACACAUUAUUGACAAAGGGGGAACUGUCAGUGUCACUUUUUAAAUGUGGUCCCACUUUAAAGGAGUCAUAUAACAGGGACGAUGCUUUGUACAUGAUCACCUACGAGUCAAGAAGAACACAUUCUUAAAGUUUGUAUUAAUUAUUUCCUAGAAAUGUUAAAUAUCAACACAGAAUAUUUAAAACCAUUCAUUUUCUAUGCUGUGUGCAUGGUAUUAACCUGUCAAUCAAAAGUGAUAGAAAAGUCAGAGAUAUUUAUGAAGUAAUAUAGUGUCUUUAUCAAGCCUUACAUAUUAUUUUUGGACAUGACUUAACAUUUGUCUAUCAAACCUCUUGUAUCUGUUUUCCUUUGAAUUGUAAGAAAUAAAGCUCUCCUUGUGUUA